This is a messenger RNA of Cordyceps militaris CM01, 2313 nucleotides long. Its product is annotated as flap structure-specific endonuclease. The record is from RefSeq and is a predicted model, not a curated record. NCBI's taxonomy places the organism in Eukaryota, Fungi, Ascomycota, Sordariomycetes, Hypocreales, Cordycipitaceae. Gene Ontology annotation, molecular function: crossover junction DNA endonuclease activity; 5'-flap endonuclease activity. The coding region runs from base 1 to 2313 and encodes 770 amino acids. The transcript has 3 exons.
AUGGGCAUAAAAGGCAUUUAUGGAGAGCUCGGCUCUGGCCAGCGUGUGUCACUGUCGAAACUCGCCGCCGACACAUUGAAAGCCGAAGGGCGCCCGCUACGGCUCGCCAUUGACGUCGCCAUCUGGCAGUUUCAAGCGCAGGCUGCAAGAGGUGGCACGAACCCUGCCAUCCGAACCCUCUUCUACCGACUUGUACGAUUGCUCGCUAUCCCCGUCCAGCCAGUAUUUAUUUUCGACGGACCGAACAAACCCACCACGAAGCGAAACAAAAGAUCUGGUCGCGGCGAUGGUGUUGCAAACUCACAGGCCAAGCGCCUGAUUCGCUUAUUUGGCUUGCCUGCUCUGGAUGCGCCGGGCGAGGCAGAGGCAGAGUGCGCCCUGCUGCAGCGGCAUGGCAUUGUUGAUGCAGUGCUCAGCGAAGAUGUCGACACAAUCAUGUUUGGCUGCACAAAGACGCUUCGUAAUUGGUCUUCCGAAGGGAAGACGAGCACGGCUCCCACACACGUUUCGCUUUACGACACAGCUGCUGUUGCUAAUCAUGGCUUGGGGAGGCAGGGCAUGGUGCUUGUUGCCCUGAUGAGCGGUGGCGACUACCUCCCAGAUGGAAUUCCGGGAUGCGGAGUCAAGGUUGCCUGCGAAGCUGCCAAUGCUGGUUUUGGCACCUCGCUUUGCAGUCUCAAGGCCGCCGACACGGACAUGAUCAGUGCAUGGCGAGCAGAGCUGCGCCACGAGCUUACCACGAAUGAGAGUGGCCAUUUUCGAACAAAACACAAGAGCUUGCAUAUUCCCGACGACUUUCCAAAUAUGGAAGUCUUGCGAUAUUAUACUCACCCAGUGGUUUCGCCGCAAAGCCAUCUUGAGGCGAUCCGGCAAAAAGUAUACCAACAUAAGAAUGUUGAUUUGGAAUCUCUUCGCGAGUUUGCCCGCGAAACAUUUGACUGGGACUACCGGGAAGGCGCCAUCAAAUUCAUUCGCGUCCUGGGCCAAGCCAUGCUUGUCCAGAACCUGAUGCAGUCGCGCAACCUGAUACAAGACAUUUCGAAACGACGGACUCAUUUUAGUACCGACGCCACCCCGGAAUUGCGGCUGUCUUAUAUACCCAAAGACGUGGUCCCGAUCGAUUUAUCAACUGAAGUGGCAGAGGACAUCAAUUACGGGAGAGAUGGCCUCGCACUAAAUAGCGAUGACGAAUUCGCGCCCUCCCAGGGAGCCGAGGCCAAAACGCCGCAGACGUUUGACGUAACUGUCCCUGAGCUUGCUUGGGUCUUGGAAGACUUUGCAACACAGUAUGCUCCCGAAUCAUUACACAAAUUUGAGGCGGCAGAGGCCGCCAAGGCGCUUCGAAAGUCGCCCAAGAAAAAGUCAACCAGGAAGGCGGCCAAGCCCGUAAAGGACUCUGGAAUGCCUAAAGGUGCCAUUGACAACUUCUUUCGCAUCACCAAGAAGUCAAAUCCGACUCCAGAAAGCGUCGCGAAAGAAAAGUCUCCAUCACCACCAAGGAAAAUGCCGUCGUCUAUCGAAGCCAUCACACACAUCAACGAGCUACCUCCGCUGCCUCGGCCACCAAAGACGCCCCCACGAUCUCCAAGUAAGCAGAAUAGCGCCUCUGCUACAGGCAUCUCAGACAAGGACGCAGCCCGCUUACACAUGCCGCCCAGACCUUCCCAAAGCACUGUCUAUGCCGAAGCCAUUGUCAUUUCGUCCAGUCCUCCCUGCCGCACCUCGCCGCCAUCCACAGCACCCGUUUCUCAGGCCACUGCCUCACAGUCUGCGACGGAUGGUAGCCCCAUACCUUCGCAGUCUACCGCGGCUGCUUCGCCGUCGAGGGUGAAGGAUGGGCCAAGGCGACCCCCGGAGUUCCCCAAGGACACGGCCGCAAAACAUGCUCCGAAAUACAAGCAGACGUCUCUAGAUAUGUUUGCGUCCCGGAGGACAGCAGAGCGCAAACUAAAGGAGCCGGCUUCGUCAAUUAUCUCCAAGAAGCAAAUACUUGACGAUCCGUUCGAUGAGGAUUCGUCUCCGCUACCCAUGUCCGACAUGGUACCAGCAGAGCCUCCAUCCCCCAGCAAACGCCGGUCUCAAGAGAGCCAAGCUGCCAGGGGUGACAGGAGCGGAAGCCCCACGCCAUCACGGAGGAAGAAGCUGUUUGUCCCUGGCGCCGCGGGCAUGCUGCGCGAAAUUGAAGUCGACGGCGACGAGAACGAGAGAGAUAGAAUCAUUACACGAGAAGAGGCCCGGCUUGCCAGGUCCAACAUGAAAGGCAAGGUGAUUCGGUGGAGCGACGUUUCCAUCAUUGAUCUUACGGAAGAGUAG